GCUGAGGAUGCCAGAGACCAGUACAGAGUGUGUGUAACUGAUGCAGGAGCCAGGAGGGCAGAGCUGGCCAGCACCAAGACAGACAUCCUCACUCAGAUCAGAGAACUGGUGACUCAGUGUGACCUCACACUCAAAGCUGUGACCGUCAACUGGCUCCAGCUGCAGCAGGCCCAGACCGUGUCUCUCCCCGGCCACUACCAGGCCCUGUGUGAAAACGCUAAGAUGUACGAGCCUGGACAGAGAUACGCCGAGUUUGUCCGUAAUCUUCCCAAAGAUCAGUUACACAUGGAGUCCUUCUCCGUUGAUGAACGGUUUUCUGUGUUCAACAAGCGUUCAACGGGCAGCACCAGUUCCCAUAGUAACCUGUCCCAGGUGUCCCUCAUCUCCGGUGACGUCCUGAGUGGCGACGAGGUGGAUAGUCCUCUGGGGUCACGACCUGGGGAAAGGUCCAACAGCACCACGGACAUACAAGGUCUGAGAGGGGGACAGGGCCCGUUGAGAGCCUGGGCAUUAGGUAUCCAGGACAGGGGGAUGUGUAGUGACUCAGAGAGUGCUGGAGGCAGCAGUGAGUCCCAGUCCAUGGACUCCCCCACAGCGAGCCCAGGUGACUUUAAACGCAGACUACCCAGAACCCCCUCCACUGGCACUAUGUCCUCGGCAGACGACCUUGAUGAGAGACAGCCACCUUCACCCUCAGACAACGGUCUGGGUGAGAUGGUGACAGAGACAGCCAGUUCCCCAGGUCCGUUUCGUAACGCCCAGAUGUCCAAGGCAUCUCAGACACACAAGCUGAGGAAACUCAGAGCUCCGUCUAAAUGCAGGGAGUGUGACAGUCUGGUGGUGUUCCACGGAGCAGAAUGUGAAGAGUGCUCCCUGGCCUGUCAUAAGAAGUGUCUUGAGACCCUGGCCAUCCAGUGUGGUCAUAAGAGGCUGCAGGGAAGACUCCAGCUGUUUGGCAUCGACUUCACCCAGGCAGCGAAGAACAGCCCAGAUGGGAUCCCUUUCAUCAUCAGGAAGUGUACCUCUGAGAUAGAGAACAGAGCGCUCAACCUCAAGGGAAUCUACCGUGUGAACGGUGCAAAGUCUCGUGUGGAGAAGCUGUGUCAGGCGUUUGAGAACGGCAAAGACCUGGUUGAGCUCUCUGACCUCUCACCCCACGACAUCGCCAACGUGCUCAAACUCUACUUGAGACAGUUACCAGAGCCGUUGAUCCUGUACCGUUACUAUAAUGACUUCAUCGGAUUGGCCAAGGAGAGCCAGAGGGUGAUCAUCGAAGAGAAGGCUGUAGCCAGGGUCCUCCAGGACCAGGGGAGGCCAGGGGGUGAACAACCCCGACCAGGAGGCACCCAGCCUGGGGUAGAUGGAGAGCAGCCUCCCUCGACCAGCCAACCUGGAGGAGGAGAGCUGCCCAAACAGCCCAGUAUCAAACUCAACAGAGUCAUCUUUAAAAUUAGAGACCUGUUACGACAGCUUCCUCCUGCACACUACAGGACACUCCGCUUCCUCACGGCACACCUACAUAGGGUGACAGAGCAGGCAGAGGAGAACAAGAUGACAGCCAGUAAUCUGGGCAUUAUCUUUGGCCCUACGCUGGUCAAACCCCGACAGACUGACGCAGAGGUCUCCCUGUCUUCUCUGGUUGACUACCCCUACCAGGCUCUGAUGGUGGAGCUGCUGGUACGUCACUUCCAGGUGAUCUUUGACUUGUCCAGCCCCUCUUCCUACCCCCCCACCACCACCUCCAUGGUGGGCCAGACCUCCCCCCGACUCACCCCUCAGGAGAAGGAGCAGAGACUCAGCCCCUCCUCCUACCCCCACCACCACCUCCACGGUGGGCCAGACCUCCCCCGACUCAUCCCUCAGGAGAAGGAGCACUCCACCUCCCUGCUCGACAUGAAGGAGAGUGCCAAAGUCGACAAGAGGCACUCGUCAGUCAUCCAGCCCUCUCAAACCCUGGAUGAUGUGAGAGAGGUGAAGACAGACAGGACAGGACCAGACAGGAGAGAGUUAACAGCCGGCUCCUCCUCCUCUGCUGCUGGCUCCUCCCCCUCUGCUGCUGGCUCCUCCUCCUCUGCUGCUGGCUCUGCCUCGGUCCAGAGAUCUACCCUGGUGUUUGGCCGUCCCAGCCUCAACCUCUCCUCCUCUGCUACGGCCCCGAAGGUCCAGCUCCGGCCCCAGCGCGCUAGAAUCCUGUCUCGACCAAUCAGCAUGCCCCUGGAACGCUUGCCCCUCCCCACCCCCUCACAGGUGCUCGACAGAAACAGCCGUAACAACAACGCUGCCAUCACGUUGGAUCCCACCGCUAACGCCACCGUGGAGUCAGCCGAGCCGGAGAAGCCUCGGAUUGGUGGGGGGUCAAGGGUCAGUACCUAUUACAUCGACACCCAGCAGGCCGUGCAGCGGAGGCCCUGGGACAGGAAGUACAAACACUACGACGUCACGCCACGCACCGCCAUGAUCAUGGCUAACUUACCGCCGGCCGGUACCGGUACUGGCCCAAAACCGGGGAAACAGCCGACGAUGCCGACACAACUGUCCGUGUCUGGGCCAACCAGCUCUGCUCUCCCAUCCAGUAGUAGCUUCAGCACUAUAUUCCCCAACAACCCACACACAGUGUCGUUGAAGGCUGGCCAGGCGUCCACAAGAGACAGAGAGGAGACUAAGGACAGGCCUCACUCUGCUGCUGGAGGUGGUGGGGAGACCAGACCAUCUACCAACUCCCCCAUAAAGUUCAGGCAACCAAGGAUUCUGCAGCCUCCACCCGGAACCUUCUAUAAGCCUUCUGGUUAUUCAGGCGCCAGAGGCUGGCCAUCAUUAAGUACCUCUGGGACCACUAGCCUCACCAAAAUGUCCCCAACUUCUCCUACUGUUAAAGCCUCUUCCCAGACUUCCCCUACUGUUAAAACCUUCUCACCAACCUCCCCUACUGUUAAAACCUUCUCACCAACCUCCCCUACUGUUAAAACCUUCUCACCAACCUCCCCUACUGUUAAAACCUUCUCACCAACCUCCCCUACUGUUAAAACCUUCUCACCAACCUCCCCUACUGUUAAAACCUUCUCACCAACCUCCCCUACUGUUAAAACCUUCUCACCAACCUCCCCUACUGUUAAAACCUUCCCAACAUCCCCUACUGUCACUGCUCCUCUCCCUCUCUCUUCCUCCCAAUCCUCCAGCAUGACUUUCUCCUCUUCUCCUAUAGUUACCACCACCACCCCAUCCCCUACUGCCACCUACAUCCUUCAAACCUCACACCUCCCCACACACACCCUACAGGACUCUGUGGACAGCUCUGUUAGUGUUGACGCCGAGGUCACGACCUCCGCUGACCAUUCCCCUCCCCCCAGCAGCCCAGAGGACCCCAGCCCGCCCGAGGUCGUCCCGCUGCAACAAAGACUGAGAGCCCGGCCCAGACCUGGCGCUCGCCUGCAGCAGUUAGAACACAGAGAGGCCCAUUUUGUCUGAACCGUAAAAGUAGACUUCAGUAGUCUGAUAUCAUCACACACACAGACAGGGCCACUUCCUGCUUACAAAAACAAAACAAAAGAAAAACCAUUGGCCAAGACGACUGGUUUAUCUUUAAGGAUAGGGAGGGCAUCGGCCCCAAUGUGGAUGAUGAUGUCAUAUUGCUGUCUACCUUUGAAGCCAGAUAUCUUGUGUGCAGUGUGUGUGUGUGUACAGUGUGUGCGUGUGUACAGUGUGUGUGUGUACAGUGUGUGUUUGUGUGUACAGUGUGUGUUUGUGUGUACAGUGCGUGUUUGUGUACAGUGUUUGUGUACAGUGUGUACAGUGUGCGUGUUUGUACAGUGUACAUUGUAUACAGUGUACAGUGUGUGUAUACAGUGUACAGUGUGUGUGUACAGUUUACAGUGUGUACAGUGUACAGUGUACAGUGUGUGUGUACAGUGUGUGUGUGUACAGUGUGUGUGUGUACACUGUGUGUGUGUGUGUACACUGUGUGUGUGUGUACUGUGUGUGUACAGUGUGUGUGUACACUGUGUGUGUGUGUACUGUGUGUGUGUACACUGUGUGUGUGUGCAGUGUGUGUGUGUACUGUGUGUGUGUGUGCAGUGUGUGUGUACAGUGUAUGUGUACAGUGUGUGUGUGUGUGUGUGUACAGUGUGUGUGUGUGUACAGUGUGUGUGUGUGUACAGUGUAUGUGUACAGUGUGUGUGUGUGUGUACAGUGUGUGUGUGUGUGUGUACAGUGUGUGUGUGUGUGUGUGUACAGUGUGUGUGUGUGUGUACAGUGUGUGUGUGUGUACAGUGUGUGUGUAGAGUGUGUGUGUGUGUGUGUGUGUACAGUGUGUGUGUGUACAGUGUGUGUGUGUGUACAGUGUGUGUACAGUGUGUGUACAUAUGUUGUUACGGUGUAUCUCUGUACCAUAUUGUAUAUUGGGGGAAGCGUGCUAUUAUAUUGAUGCCAACACGGUGUGUGACGGGAACACACUGAAAGCCUUACAUUAGACGUGUUUAAUAUAUUCUAUGUUUACAGUCCUUACAGACAGAAGCAUGGUGUGUGACCGAUCGCAUCCCUAGACAUUUGGAACAAGCAUUUAGGCUGGUAUUCAAUCUAUUGCAGAUACAGGAUUUCUAGAUAACAAGAGGACAAAGUUUUAUAUCAAAGGUUCAUUUUCACGCGUAGCUGUCCAUUUCUGUGUGUAAGUGUCAGCUCCAUCCAUUUAUUUGCUGCUAUGCAAAUAAAAUGCACUUCUCAAACCGCUAUCCAGAAACCCACUAUCUGCAAUUAAUUGAAUCCUGUAUAAGUUACUGUGUGAUGUCCUGGUCAACACUGCCUGUUUUUGUUACAAAUAGGUUCUACCUGUCAUUACUGCCAUGUCAUCAAUAGAUUCUACCUGUCAUUACUGCCAUGCCAUCAAUAGAUUCUACCUGCCAUCAAUAGAUUCUACCUGUCAUUACUGCCAUGCCAUCAAUAGAUUCUACCUGCCAUCAAUAGAUUCUACCUGCCAUCAAUAGAUUCUACCUGUCAUCAAUAGAUUCUACCUGUCAUCAAUAGAUUCUACCUGUCAUCAAUAGAUUCUACCUGCCAUCAAUAGAUUCUACCUGCCAUCAAUAGAUUCUACCUGCCAUCAAUAGAUUCUACCUGUCAUCAAUAGAUUCUACCUGCCAUUAAUAGAUUCUACCUGUCAUCAAUAGAUUCUACCUGUCAUCAAUAGAUUCUACCUGCCAUUACUGCCAUGUCAUCAAUAGAUUCUACCUGCCAUCAAUAGAUUCUACCUGCCAUUACUGCCAUGCCAUCAAUAGAUUCUACCUGCCAUUACUGCCCUGCCAUCAAUAGAUUCUACCUGCCAUCAAUAGAUUCUACCUGCCAUCAAUAGAUUCUACCUGCCAUCAAUAGAUUCUACCUGUCAUCAACAGAUUCUACCUGCCAUCAAUAGAUUCUACCUGCCAUCAAUAGAUUCUACCUGUCAUCAAUAGAUUCUACCUGCCAUUACUGCCAUGUCAUCAAUAGAUUCUACCUGCCAUCAUUAGAUUCUACCUGUCAUCAAUAGAUUCUACCUGCCAUCAAUAGAUUCUACCUGCCAUCAAUAGAUUCUACCUGCCAUCAAUAGGUUCUACCUGUCAUCAAUAGGUUCUACCUGUCAUCAAUAGAUUCUACCUGCCAUCAAUAGAUUCUACCUGCCAUCAAUAGAUUCUACCUGUCAUCAAUAGAUUCUACCUGUCAUCAAUAGAUUCUACCUGCCAUCAAUAGAUUCUACCUGCCAUCAAUAGAUUCUACCUGCCAUUACUGCCAUGUCAUCAAUAGAUUCUACCUGCCAUCAUUAGAUUCUACCUGCCAUCAAUAGAUUCUACCUGCCAUCAAUAGAUUCUACCUGUCAUCAAUAAAUUCUACCUGCCAUCAAUAGAUUCUACCUGUCAUCAAUAGAUUCUACCUGACAUCAAUAGAUUCUACCUGUCAUCAAUAGAUUAUACCUGUCAUCAAUAGAUUCUACCUGUCAUCAAUAGAUUCUACCUGUCAUCAAUAGAUUCUACCUGCCAUCAAUAGAUUCUACCUGCCAUCAAUAGAUUCUACCUGCCAUCAAUAGAUUCUACCUGCCAUCAAUAGAUUCUACCUGUCAUCAAUAGAUUCUACCUGCCAUCAAUAGAUUCUACCUGCCAUCAAUAGAUUCUACCUGUCAUCAAUAGAUUCUACCUGCCAUCAAUAGAUUCUACCUGUCAUCAAUAGAUUCUACCUGCCAUUACUGCCAUGCCAUCAAUAGAUUCUACCUGCCAUCAAUAGAUUCUACCUGUCAUCAACAGAUUCUACCUGCCAUCAAUAGAUUCUACCUGCCAUCAAUAGAUUCUACCUGUCAUCAAUAGAUUCUACCUGCCAUUACUGCCAUGUCAUCAAUAGAUUCUACCUGCCAUCAUUAGAUUCUACCUGUCAUCAAUAGAUUCUACCUGCCAUCAAUAGAUUCUACCUGCCAUCAAUAGAUUCUACCUGCCAUCAAUAGGUUCUACCUGUCAUCAAUAGGUUCUACCUGUCAUCAAUAGAAUCUACCUGCCAUCAAUAGAUUCUACCUGCCAUCAAUAGAUUCUACCUGCCAUCAAUAGAUUCUAACUGUCAUCAAUAGAUUCUACCUGUCAUCAAUAGAUUCUACCUGCCAUCAAUAGGUUCUACCUGCCAUUACUGCCAUGUCAUCAAUAGAUUCUACCUGCCAUCAAUAGAUUCUACCUGCCAUCAAUAGAUUCUACCUGCCAUCAAUAGAUUCUACCUGUCAUCAAUAGAUUCUACCUGCCAUCAAUAGAUUCUAACUGUCAUCAAUAGAUUCUACCUGUCAUCAAUAGAUUCUACCUGCCAUCAAUAGGUUCUACCUGCCAUUACUGCCAUGUCAUCAAUAGAUUCUACCUGCCAUCAUUAGAUUCUACCUGCCAUCAAUAGAUUCUACCUGCCAUCAAUAGAUUCUACCUGUCAUCAAUAGAUUCUACCUGCCAUCAAUAGAUUCUACCUGUCAUCAAUAGAUUCUACCUGACAUCAAUAGAUUCUACCUGUCAUCAAUAGAUUCUACCUGCCAUCAAUAGAUUCUACCUGCCAUCAAUAGAUUCUACCUGCCAUCAAUAGAUUCUACCUGCCAUCAAUAAAUUCUACCUGUCAUCAAUAGGUUCUACCUGUCAUCAAUAGGUUCUACCUGCCAUUACUGCCAUGUCAUCAAUAGAUUCUACCUGCCAUUAAUAGAUUCUACCUGUCAUCAAUAGAUUCUACCUGCCAUCAAUAGAUUAUACCUGCCAUUACUGCCAUGUCAUCAAUAGAUUCUACCUGUCAUCAAUAGAUUAUACCUGUCAUCAAUAGAUUCUACCUGCCAUCAAUAGAUUCUACCUGUCAUCAAUAGAUUCUACCUGCCAUUACUGCCAUGUCAUCACAAAUUGGAACAUUUUGGGAGCUCCAAAAUUGAGGUGGAAUGAAGUUACCCUUCUCAAAUAUAUCAUAGCAUCAAGUCCUUGUCGUAAUGUUACAGAGAAGCAUUUUAUUUGUUUUGUUGGGAGUUAAAUACAUGUAUUAUAUGUUAGUUUUUACUUGUACAUUUACACAGUACAUGAAAUGUUCUAAUUUGUUCCUGUAUUGUAUGUAAUGUGAUUUGAUUCUAGCUACAUUAAUUAAGCACUUACUUAAUUCAGGUCCAACGUUUUUAUGUUUUCCAAACGUUUAAACAUGUAUGUCAUCGCAAUACAUUCCACAGAGAAGAGAUGGAAGCAUUUUAUAGAGUGAGACAAAAAAAAAGUUUCAACAUUUAAAAAAUAUAAUAAUAAUAAUUCACCCAUAUUCCUGUUCAGAUUAUAAUAAUCUAAAUCGUAUGUAUCUAUAUCUGUUUUUUUUAUAUGUGACAUAUAAACUGCAAGUUUUUGUUUCAGUAAAUUGUUUGUAACUACAAAAAAAGACAAAAUGCAAAAAAUGUCUUGCGUCAAAUUAAAAAGUAUAGUUGACAGUU
This is a messenger RNA of Oncorhynchus masou masou (cherry salmon), 7927 nucleotides long. Its product is annotated as rho GTPase-activating protein 29-like. Gene Ontology annotation, molecular function: GTPase activator activity. The record is from RefSeq and is a predicted model, not a curated record. Lineage: Eukaryota; Metazoa; Chordata; Actinopteri; Salmoniformes; Salmonidae. Gene Ontology annotation, cellular component: cytoplasm. Gene Ontology annotation, biological process: signal transduction; activation of GTPase activity.